AUGUCAUCAUCUGGUUCAUUCGAAUUGCAACCUCCAAUUAAUGGUAAAUUCAUCACAAUUCUCAGCAUCGAUGGAGGUGGCAUUAGAGGAUUAAUUCCAGAAUUAGACGGUGAGGAUGCUAGGCUCGCAGAUUACUUCGAUAUAAUUACAGGAACAAGCACCGGUGGCCUUGUUACCGCUAUGCUAACUGCUCCAAACAAAGACAAUCGUCCUCUAUUUGCUGCUAAGGAUAUAAAGCCUUUCUAUCUUGAGCAUGGCCCUAAGAUAUUUCCACAAAAUAAUAUGCCCUUGUUGCUGGAAAUAAUGGCUGGAAAUCCAAAUUUUUUUCCAAUUAAACCCAUUGAUUAUGGAAGAUUUUUGGUGAUUUCUGUAGGCACUGGAUCUGCAAAAGUUGAACAAAAAUAUAAUGCUAAAAUUGCAUCAAAAUGGGGUAUAUUGGGAUGGUUACAUAAUGGAGGUUCAACUCCAAUUGUUGAUGUGUUUACUCAAGCAAGUGGUGAUAUGGUUGAUUUUCAUAUUUUUGUUGUUUUUCAAGCUCUUCAUUCCGAAGAAAAUUACCUUCGUAUUCAGAUACAAGAUCUAUAUAUACUGACAACGUAA
This is a messenger RNA of Solanum stenotomum, 600 nucleotides long. RefSeq names its product patatin-like protein 2. Bases 1 to 600 code for a protein of 199 amino acids. Gene Ontology annotation, biological process: lipid metabolic process. NCBI's taxonomy places the organism in Eukaryota, Viridiplantae, Streptophyta, Magnoliopsida, Solanales, Solanaceae. Gene Ontology annotation, molecular function: glycerophospholipase activity; monoacylglycerol lipase activity. The transcript is spliced from 3 exons. The record is from RefSeq and is a predicted model, not a curated record.